AUUUAAUAUUUGUUCUUUAGAGCCUGCUAAUCUCAGAAUUACCCUACAAUAAACAGAUGCUCUAUCUACACUGGGCAUCCAUCCAGAAGGUAAGCUUAUGGCCCACUGGGCUUUCCCCAUAAAAGGACCAGAGCCUCACACAAGCAGGAGCCUCAGCAGAGAAAGCUCUGUGUCAUUACUCAGCGACUCUCAGCUCCCGCCAGGUACAGAGGGAAGGUGGUUGCUGUUUGUGAAACAGAUGGGAAAGGAUUUUGGCUCAGUUCACUAUUACAGCCAAAAUGUGUUGAGCUAAAUAAAGGGAAAGGGGCCUUUGAGUAGCUGAAGGACUAGAUAGGAGCUGAGACUGGGAUAAGGGAAAAAUAUGGUCAGGAUGGAGUGACCUUUGUCUUGCUUUUCUCUAGGUGACCAUGACACAACUCAGCUUCCUGCUAUUUAUCAUCAUGGCCACCAGAGGGUGCAUGGCAGAGAACCUGGAUACCAACAGAUGGGCCAAUCCUGUGUCUUCCUCUCUGUUCAGAAGCUGCAAGGAAAUCAAGCAGGAGAUGACUAGGGCACAAGAUGGCCUCUAUUUCCUCCGCACGAAGAAUGGUGUCAUCUACCAGACCUUCUGUGACAUGACCACUGCAGGUGGUGGCUGGACCCUGGUGGCCAGUGUGCAUGAGAACAACAUGGGUGGGAAGUGCACGGUGGGCGAUCGCUGGUCCAGUCAGCAAGGCAACAGAAUCGACUACCCAGAGGGAGAUGGCAACUGGGCCAACUACAACACCUUUGGGUCUGCAGAGGGGGCCACAAGUGAUGACUACAAGAACCCUGGCUACUUCGACAUCCAGGCUGAGAACCUGGGUAUCUGGCAUGUGCCCAACAAGAGCCCCCUGCACAAUUGGAGGAACAGUUCCCUGCUGAGGUACCGCACCUUCACUGGCUUCCUGCAGCACCUGGGCCAUAAUCUGUUUGGCCUGUACCAGAAGUACCCAGUGAAAUAUGGAGCAGGGAAGUGUUGGACUGACAAUGGCCCAGCAAUACCUGUGGUCUAUGACUUUGGUGAUGCUCAGAAGACAGCCUCUUAUUACUCCCCACUUGGCCAGAAGGAAUUCACUGCAGGAUUUGUUCAGUUCAGAGUGUUUAAUAACGAGAGAGCAGCCAGUGCUUUGUGUGCUGGCAUGAAGGUCACUGGAUGUAAUUCUGAAACUAACUGCAUUGGUGGAGGAGGAUUCUUCCCAGAAGGUAACCCUCGGCAGUGUGGGGACUUCGCGGCAUUUGAUUGGAAUGGAUAUGGAACUCACAUUGGGUACAGCAGUAGCCGGGAGAUAACUGAAGCAGCCGUGCUUCUGUUCUAUCGUUGAGAACUAUGUGAUGUGGGACCCAGACUUCUUCUCCAGUCUGUAGACUCACAUGCAUGGAGAAAAAUUACCUAGUAACUAGAACGCUAAUGACAUAGGAAAGGAGAAUAAAUCAUGUUCAUCACA
Messenger RNA from Peromyscus eremicus (cactus mouse), 1466 nucleotides. RefSeq names its product intelectin-1a. The transcript is spliced from 7 exons. NCBI's taxonomy places the organism in Eukaryota, Metazoa, Chordata, Mammalia, Rodentia, Cricetidae. The record is from RefSeq and is a predicted model, not a curated record. Gene Ontology annotation, molecular function: oligosaccharide binding. Bases 408 to 1343 code for a protein of 311 amino acids.